This is a messenger RNA of Penicillium vulpinum, 1902 nucleotides long. RefSeq lists its product as uncharacterized. The record is from RefSeq and is a predicted model, not a curated record. Bases 1 to 1902 code for a protein of 633 amino acids. Gene Ontology annotation, biological process: positive regulation of transcription by RNA polymerase II. Lineage: Eukaryota; Fungi; Ascomycota; Eurotiomycetes; Eurotiales; Aspergillaceae. The transcript is spliced from 2 exons. Gene Ontology annotation, molecular function: DNA-binding transcription factor activity, RNA polymerase II-specific; transcription cis-regulatory region binding; zinc ion binding. Gene Ontology annotation, cellular component: nucleus.
AUGGAAAGCACAGAUAAAUUGCCUUCUCCACAGAAGAAAAGGCCGAAUCCCAACCGGUGCCGACCAAAAUCAAGAGGGGGCUGCCAAAGGUGCAAGCAGCGGCGACGCAGAUGUGACGAGGCGAAGCCAAGUUGUCAGGAAUGUACCAAGCGAGGACACACAUGCCCCGGUUACCAAAAGCCAAGCUUGCAGUGGCGAUAUAUUCUCAACGACAGCAAAGAGUCAAAUCAGCCAAAUCAGCCAACGCCACCAAUUGAGUCUCCUGACACAGUUGCGACCGAAUUUUCCGAAGUGAACAAUCAAACACAGGAGGGAAAAGACAAUGUUCAGAAUGAAACUCAGGACAUGUGGGACACAGCCUGCUCAAACUUCUUUGAUCAGCUGCCGGAUUUUGAUGAGCCAACAGAUGCCUGGUUCUACACUGAAUCGGUGUCUAAUGGUGCAGUUUUAAUGAAGCCUGAUAGCCAGCUGGAUGGGUUGUCGAUUCUGCGUCAACGACUAGCCAACACAUCCGUCCCCUCCUUUCUCAUCCAAUUGCCAGUUAUGCUGGUGCAAUAUUACUUUCAUACAGUUUGUAACCAGUGGUCAUCCUUUGACUGUCCUCUCAAUCCUUUUCGAACAAUUGUCAGUCGGCUCUGGAGUCGAAAUGCGGCGAUUUACUUUGCUAUCCAGAGCAUGUCAGCUGCCUCGUUGGCCAACGAUUUUCCAACCAUGCGAGCCAUCGGAAUACAGGCACAACAGCAAGCAAUUGCGUGCCUGAAUAAUAGUAGCCAAAAGCGUUCCACUCAGACAAAGGAUGAUGAGUACUUUCUGGCAUUACUUAUGAUUGGAUCCACCACUGGGUGGCACAAUGCCUCUGAUUUGGGACUUCCAUAUCUGAGAGCCGCCCAAGAUCAUCUUCUGAGACAAGAACACCAGUGCAAGAAUGCAAACUCUGCUCUCGCAAAACAACAUCCACUUUUUAAACAGUGUCUCCUUUGGUGGAACUUACUAGCUGCCUUUGUGGCAGAGGAGCCGCCUAUUCUAGAUAUCGAAAGCUCUUUAGAAAACAGUGACACGGAUAUUUCAGUCUAUCUCGUCGAUGGGGAGAUCCUACCACACCCGUGGACAGGGUCUCUCAAAUACUCAUUGGGUCUUUUCUAUCGAACUGCAAGAGUGAUUCGAGCCUCAAGGACCUUCUACCGCCGAAGGUCAGAAGCUUUAGGUCCCACCUUGAUUGACUUGAGUUCCAUGGCCGAAGAACUCGAUCUCAGACAGAAAGCCGAACAUCUAGAGGACAAAAUACUCUUCACUGGCUUCUCAUUCUAUUGUGGGCCUGUGGAUAUCGGCGAUACAAAUACGCCACCGUCGCAUUUUCUUACCUUGGCCGAGGCAUAUCGCUGUACAGCUCUGUUGCAAAUUUACCAUGUUUUCCCGGAAAUCUUUGAAGAACGACUACGAAGUAAUCAAACCGUGGAUGGCGAAUUCUCUAUCCCGGCCCUCUUUUCACUGUUGUUCCCAAUCGCCGACGAAUGGUCAUCUCGCUCAGUAGAAGACGCACGACACACCCUGGCGCUGCACAUUGUAUCCCUCUUGGAGCAGCUUCCUUCAACAUCUGGAACGAAGGUUAUGCAGCCCAUUGUUUUAGCUUGCAUCUCUAGCGAUCUUGUUUUCUCGUCUGGGUCUGUCUUGGGUGCCACAGAAAACACGAUCCCCAGUCUGAAUACGCUGGACGUUGAGAUUGCCCUGGCUAGACGAAAGGUUAAAAUUCGGUUGUCUGAACUUAUCUUAAUCCUACCAAAACUGCCAAUGCAACGCAUUUAUAACGUUGUGCACAAAACUUGGGAUCGUGCGGACUCUGGCUUAGAAGAGUUCUGGCUGGAUGUUAUGCUUGAUUUGAAUUUGGAAACGAUUAUGGGAUAG